ACCUCUCCUCCGGUUCCCUUCUCCACCCCAACAAACAUUUAACUAUCUACACUCUCCCUCAUUCUUGCCUACAUUGACAGCCUCGUCGCCUUAACUCUGCAAUCACCAUUCACUCGGCUCACCAUCAUCACCACCAUCAUCAUCAUCAUCAUCCUCAUCAUCAUCGAACAACGUCAGCGUCAUUGCUACUUGUGUACUUGUCUCUCCCGCUGCCAUUCUCAGGUUUCGUCUGAAUAAAGGAAGCUCUCCUUCCUUCUCUCCUUCUCUCCCUCGUCCCCCCCCUACUUUCUCUCCCUCUCUAUUUCACUCCCCCCCUUCAGUACCUUUUUGCCCGGCCAAGUUUGUUCCGAGUGCCAUCCAAGAACCUACACAAUAUAUUCACCGCUUUUCCACCUCCCCCGCAUCGUCAAACUCGUGCGAAUUAGCAGCCCGAUAAACAAAGGUCCUAGAUAAGCAGCAGGAGAGCAAGCAAGCAGAAGAACAGGAAGGCAACCUCUUAUCAAAAUGAAUAACCAUUGGACCAUAUCCACAUCUUCGGGGCGACGAGUUUCGCUCCUUUGCGAGGAGGAGGCCGCAUCCGAUUAUGCAUAUUCCUACGCUUCCUCGUCAUCAUCCCCAACACCACCCCUCUCCCCGGAUUACCGUCACAGGCCCUACAGCAUUCGCCAUGACUCGAUCGAAUCGGCCUCAUCUUCGUCCAGUUCGUUGGGAUCCAAUAUGUACUCCCCGCGAACGCCCCCAAACCUAAGCCUGCCACCCUUCGAGAAGCUCCUCCCCGUCCCCGAAGCCUCGUACUUCCCCCAAAUGCCCUCAUCCUCCGUAACUUCCUCGCCAAUACCCAGUCCGCCAAUCAUGAUGACGGCAACAUCAGAAGAGCUAUCGCCAACGAGUUCGCAAGCGCCAAUCUCCUCCGCGCCGCCAUCGCCAAAGACGGCGAGCGCAGCCAACGCGUCGCUCAAGAGGAGCUCACGCAGAUACACAUGUCAGUGCGGAAAGUCGUUCACCACGUCCGGACACCUAGCGCGACACACGAGAAUCCACACGGGGGAGAAGAAUUACGUUUGCCCGGAGACUGGGUGCGGGGCCAGGUUCAGCAGGCAGGACAAUUGCAUGCAGCACUACCGCACGCACCAGAGCGGGUCGGGGAGCAAGAGGGCUGCCAGGAAGCGGAGGAUGUCGGCUGAGUCUACGGAGGCCGUUGUCAACAAGCCGGAUAUGCACCCGCGAAUGCACUCGUAUCACACUCCGCAACCGGUUUCCUACAGCCAUUAUCCAGAAACCUUUGAUGGGGGGCUCACGGCUCUGGCGAACGCUGCUAUAUCGGGGUAUCCCUGAAGAGCUUUAUCUUUUUCCUUUUUCUUUCUUUUUUCUUCCUUUCCAUCAUUCCUCUUCCUCUAAUCAAAACAAAGGUGGUUUCCUAUCUUCGCUUCCUUGGUCCACUCUAUUCUCCAUUCGGCGCAUGGUCACCGGGAUCUAUUCGCUUCAUUAAUUGAUCUUCCCCUCCCCCCCCUCCCUUUUCCCUCUAUCCUUCCUUCACCUCAUCCGGUUGCUCUUUUCCCCUUUUGCCCUUUUAUCCUGCUCCCCUUCGCCUGUAAUAUUCCUCCUCCACCUGCCCAUGCACCUUUUUUGGACCCCCCCCUAAGCAAAGUAUAUCCUCUUACCACCUCCUCUACCACCCAAUUUCUCUCCUCAAACCUCCGGGGAGGCGUGGA
Molecule: messenger RNA, 1712 nt
Organism: Tuber aestivum (summer truffle)
Lineage: Eukaryota; Fungi; Ascomycota; Pezizomycetes; Pezizales; Tuberaceae
Source: the annotation of a GenBank genome assembly